This is a messenger RNA of Durotheca rogersii, 1023 nucleotides long. RefSeq lists its product as uncharacterized. The coding region runs from base 321 to 890 and encodes 189 amino acids. Lineage: Eukaryota; Fungi; Ascomycota; Sordariomycetes; Xylariales; Xylariaceae. The record is from RefSeq and is a predicted model, not a curated record. The transcript has a single exon.
CCAAUAUCUGUUCAUGGGAUUGGAAGCCAUCUUUCUUCGAGCAUAUCCUUCUAAUCGAGGGGAUGACGGCCUGAGAAAGCAUUUGGGGGGGUGGAAGGGGGGGGGUUACCAUAAGGCCAGUCGAGCGAUUUAUUUAUGUCAAGAGGGACAACCGGCAGAUAUGCCUCAAGCCCAAGAAAACAAACGCCGAAGCUUCGAUAGCAGCACGACGCCUCCAGUGGACUCUGCUGCGUUCGCUCUUACGCCACCCUCGACUGCAGGCGAAGCUUGAGCAUCAGCCGUGUAUUUCGGUCCUUUGGUUCGUCACGCUCUUGUUCCGAAUGCUACCGUGGUCAGGUAGGCGCGCGCACACAAGGGAUGCAUGGUUCGCCUCACUUACACGCCCCAUUUUUCCCCAUGAUGACGAAUGGAAUCACCCUACGCUUAGUACACAGGACAUAGGUAGAUUAUCCACUGCUCUGAUGUUGGUAUGGGUUCUCAUUGACCAAUUUUGCGGUCAACACUCUAUCUGGGUCACUGUUGCAGCAUUCCCCCUGUUAAAGCAUCGAACCUCAUCCUCUUCGCGAGACUGCACCACGCAUCUACGCCCGAGUUAUUCAUAUAUCUGCUCGUCCAAUAAUCCCUCCAGGGAUCGAUGUUCCUUCAGGGAUCGAUGUCCUUCCUUUUUCACCCCUGUGACUUCGUUAGUUACUCCUACCAAUGGAAUUCUCGAUCAGCCAGGGGUGCACGUUUCCUGCGCCGAGUCCCGACAAGAGCUUGAAGAGCUAAGGAAACGAAUCGCCGCUAACCUAUUUUCGAAUGCCACCUCUCAUUCUUAUCCAGUUCAGGCUCCUCGGCUCGGGCUUACGAGCAUCUUCACCGCGUCAGCUCAAGACGUCGACUCGCGUUAGCCAAAUGUCCGGUCGAUGCCCCCCCUCUGAUCCGGCCCCGGAUCGGGAAAUCACACCACAUGUUAACUACCCAGGUCGGCCAUCGGCGCCCUAUACUUCCCUACAUGCGACUCUUGGCAGCGUCCUGAUAUAG